Molecule: messenger RNA, 1037 nt
Organism: Olea europaea var. sylvestris
Lineage: Eukaryota; Viridiplantae; Streptophyta; Magnoliopsida; Lamiales; Oleaceae
Product: histone-lysine N-methyltransferase, H3 lysine-9 specific SUVH1-like
Exons: 2
Source: RefSeq, a predicted model, not a curated record
UAGUGAUUAUUACAACACUCGAAAUGCACAGAACACACCAUUCACUCAAGGACCCUGCACACAGACAGAAGCUCCACACUUCUCUACUUUCUCUCUCUAAACCCCCAGAGGGAGAAGAUGUUUAAUUCGGGACCUUCAGUCCCUUGACCUAUGGUUUCUUUGUAAGCUUGAUGUAAUUAUUAUCAUGUUGUUAAUAUUUUAGUUAGAUUGUAGGGUUUUGUUAAUAUAUAAUCGGAGAAAAGAGAGUUGUUGCUUCUGUAGGUAAUUUAAUUCCGAUUUUGCUUUCAUUAGAACUUGUAGCAAGAGUGUUGUGUAGCUUUAAAAUGGAUCAAGGUUUGGAUUCAGAGGCAAGUCCUCCACCUGGGUCAAUUGACAGGUCUAGGGUUUUGGAUGUCAGGCCAUUAAGAUGUCUUGCCCCACGGUUUCCAACCCAACCCGGCAUGUCUUCAGCUUCAACCCCUCAGUCCACACCAUUUGUGUGUGUUCCACCUACCGGUCCCUUCCCAACUGGUGUCCGGCCAUUUUACCCUUUUAUGGUUCCAAAUGAUUCUCAACAGACAGCGAACUUCAGUUUUGGCAAUGAUAUACCGGCCCCUGUUCCAUUGAAUUCAUUUAGAACACCAACACCCCAAGCCAAUGGGGGCAUGGGGAGGUCUAAGAGGGCCUCCAAAGGUCAAAGGUCGGGAUCUUUAGGUGUGGAGGGCGAUAGUUACAGUGACUACCAGAGUGACCCGCAUGCGGGUGAGGUUGGUUUGAAUUCUGCUGAUUUGGAUGAUGUCAGUUAUUCUGGGAAACGCAAGGGUAGGAAGAGGAGAGUUGAUCAUGGUGAUGAACUAGAUGUUGAAUCUCUUGUUAAUAGCUUCUUGACAUCAUUCAAGCUUAUGGAAUUUGAUGAUUACAGAAGAGCUAAUGGCAACACAGAGACAGUUGAUACUAUACUGUUGGCCUAUGAUUUGUUUCGGAGAAGGCUAACCCAGCUUGAAGAAGCUAAGGAUUUUUCUUCUGGAGUUGCUAGACGACCGGACCUGAAAGCUGGU